CUUCUGUUACCGCGUGCACAUAUCAGAUGUGUUGCUAGCAAAAAAAAACAACAACUUUAACACUAAAUCUGCGGUUCUGCGAUGGAGUUUAUAAACCAGAUCUUACUGCAGUACCCGCAGCUGCUGUAUGCUGGAGCCGGGGCGACAGCGGUUGUUACGGGAGGCGCUCUGAUUUACAAAGUAGCGAACAGGAAGAAACCAACGCAUGUUAAUGUGAAUUGCUGGUUCUGUAAUCAAGACACGGAGGUUCCGUAUGGGAACAGAAACUGCUGGGACUGUCCGUACUGUGAGCAGUACAAUGGCUUCCAGGAGAAUGGUGACUAUAACAAACCAAUACCGGCGCAAUAUAUGGAGCACCUCAACCAUGGAGUAUCAGCUGGCGUUCCUGUGUCUGAGGCACCUAAGACGCUGCAGUGGGUCAACUGCCAAAUGCUGCUGUGCAAGAAGUGCAACAGCAACCAAACGCUGAAGAUUAAACAGCUGGCUUCGUUCACUCCCAGGGAGGAGGACAAUUAUGAUGAAGAAAUUGAGGUGUACAAGCAUCACCUUGAGCAGACCUACAAAUUGUGCAGGCCUUGUCAGACGGCAGUGGAGUAUUACAUCAAGCACCAGAACCGCCAGCUGAGGGCUGUGCUGUUCAAUCACCAACUCAGACGCAGCCGUGAUGCCGACAAAGCCUUCGUGAAAAGCACCUACGCUGUCUCCACACCUGCCUGGCUGAUAACCCUACGAACCCUGGCCUUCCUCGCCUGUGCUUUUCUAGUCGCAGUGGCCAUUUAUGGAUCUGAAGAUUUGUCCUCUGUCUCCAACAGCUCUCAAACCCUGAGCGGAGGUGUUGCCCCACCCAAACGUGCACUUCAAAAUGAAACUGAAGCCAAGGCCAACAACAGUACCAAAACCGUGCAAAUGUGGAAUGAUCUGAUGGGCCUUCUUCCAGAACAGGCUGUAGAAAAUGUGAAGCUGAUCUGGCAGUCUGGAAGCAACCACCAGAUGGCUGUUGCUUCUGUUGGCCUUUUGACUUGCAUAACUGGUGUCUUAAUGGCAGGGCCUGUCAGGUUGAGGAGAAUUGACGCCGUCGCCUCUUUCCUUUGGCUUCUGGUGUUAUGCCUGUACGUGGCCGAGUGCUACCUCAAGACGGACACCCCUGUCUGGCUGGACACCAUUAAGUUCGGCACCACCUCCUUGUGCUGCUUGGUUGGGUUUGCAGCUGCUGUGGCGACACGCAAGCCCACAAGUCCAAGAAGAACCAGAGGCCGCAGGUCAGAAUCCGAUCAGUGACACUUUACUGAGCCAUUUUUAAGGACUAGCUAGGUCACAGAUUAGAGGUUUAUCCUCAUUCAUGGAUUUCUGUUUCAUUUGCUGUCUUCCUCUUCUCUCUCUUUCACUGACAUAAACCUGUUGUACAUUUGUUAGUCAUUAUCUACAUCCUUCAUGUAGCUGUCAUCAUUUUGGGUCUUGUAGCUUUAAGAACUGCAUAUUAGAGAAACAGUGGAUCCAGGAUUCUCCCACAUGCAUAAUAUGGUGAUUCUUUGAAGGGUGCUGAAUGGGAGUAAGUGUGGGGAAGACAUAAAUGUAUAAUUUUACUGAAUGGAAGACGGAUGACCACAAUCUUGAACACAACUUGGAUCGCAUAAUUACAUGACAUGGUCAUGUCUUUAUAGCUACAGUGUGUAUAAUUUUGGAAUUUAUAGAUUGUCAAUGGAGCACAAAAAAUGUCCAAGGACUACCACAGGUAUUGUUCUGAUUAUACAGUGCACUACUGUUACUGCUAUUACUAUAAACACUAUUUUAUUUAUAUAUUUACCUUUAUAAAGUAACAUCAAAGUACUUUACAGUAAAAAUAUGAAUAGAUUAAAUUGUGCUAAAUAGUAAAACUUUAGUUGGCAUUCUUAACAUUUGGGAGAGAAUUCUAUUAACAAGGAACAAGAGAACGAAAACCCUGAUCCCCAUAGUCUGCAGAUGUGCCUUUGGCACAUAAAGGUAAUUUGAGAUGCCCAAACGAAGUGAGUAAACUUCACUUAAUCAGAGCGUAUAAUUAAUUAUGUGGGCAUUCAUAUUUCAGCAGAGAAACAAAUGUAAUUUUUACAAACAUUCUAUUCUAGUCUCAAAAUAUUUGUUGAUUUUUAACUGGGAAAAUCAAGUUGGAUUUGUUUGGCAAGGGACAGCGGGCACAAACUAACAGAUAUUUAAUGUAGAUAUUAAACAGCUUUACGUUCAUUAUGCUAUUAGUCAUGUUCUUGUAUUCUCGUAGCAACACCCUGUCUGCAAAUUUUAACAGCAGUCAGGCAGAUAUGUCUUCACCAUUAAAAGAGAUUUUAUACUAUAAAAAUUACCUUAUUCAAUUUUUUUUUCAUUUACUGGGUUGUGUGUGUAAGUCUCAGAAUUUACACCUUUAUUUUAAUCAGUCUCUUGCAGGCUUAAUGGUUGUUUUUCUGGGAUGUGUCCAUAACUCACUGUGAGAGCUAGCCAAUCUAGUUUGAACACAGUGUAAGUCCAUCCACAGUAAGCAAUAAGAGAAGUUCGUGUCCUCCCUAAUAAGUUCACAACAGUCCAUUUUUACAAGCAUAUUAAAGAUGUCAUAUAAAGAAAAUAUAUUUUGAUUGUGUGACUUUGUGAUAACUUUUUGACUUGGUCUCUUUUCACUGGUCAUAUUUAUUUUGAUGAAUAUAUUUAUGUAUUUAUGCAGGAAGACUUGUCAGAUUCAAACAACACAGAACUAUAUUGAGUUAACUAAGUCGAUUUACAAUUUCUACUUCAUUAAAAAUUGUUACAUCCAGCCCCUUCGUCUGUUACGCUUAACCCUGCCUGUGGGGCAAGUUGUAACAUUUGCAGUCACUCUGCUUUCAGCUGAACUGUUUGUUAACAUUAUGUGCUGGAAGCAAAACAAUUGUAGCAGAGAUUUAUAGGUUGUUUGUAUAAAAUAAUUCAUAAUCAUUUAAAAUAAUUCUCAAAUAUUUGUAAAAUUAUUUAGCAAAACCAAAAUGCAUUCAACUGUGCCCUGCUGUCCCCUAUCAAAGUCACAAACUUCUGACAUCGUUCUGAAAAGCGUUCUCCUGCUGAAGCAGCCUAAACUGAUAAGAUAAGAAAAUCCUUGAUUAGUCCCACAACGGGAACUAGUAACGAGUCUCCAAAUGACCAUUCUCUGCACCACAUUAUCUGGUGUGCUUAGUUAGAGAAAUGACCGUCCACAAGGACAUUUUUAAAACACUUGAAACUUCACAUAUUUCAUGAAAGAUACAAAAUAUUCAUAGGCACUACAGAUUAAUAUUGGGUGCAUCAGCACUUAAGUGAAAUGAACUAAUCUGUAUGAGAAGUAAUUAAGUGGUUUCUUUCACAAUAGAUUUAAAAAGUGCAGAUAUUGCUGAAAUUGUUUAUGAGCUGGUGUUAACAAGACAAAAAAAAAGUCUUUCCGUCUGCAUUUCUGUUCACUACUUUCUAACUUAUUUAAUAUUAGCCUGUAUUCUUAAAGUUGGACUUCUAAGUAGGGGUGUAACGGUGCAUCGAGAUAUUGUGAUAUUGAAAUCCAAAAAUGUGAUAGUGUGUGUUGUGGAGAAUGGACAUGCUAUUGAUUGCAUUGUUUGAGUGCAAGUUUGUAAACAAACAUCAGUCAACAGCUCACUCCAGAAUGUGUUAGUAAGCUGUACACCGACAUUGAUAGUCAUCAUUUUUCUUCACUCAAAUUUUGUUUAGAAUGUUGUGAGUGUUAAAUCAUGAACCCUCUAUCGAGAGUCAAAUCGAAUAUUUACACCCCCGCUUUUAAGAUGUUGCUUUUAUUAAAGGACACAAUGCCUUACAUGACGUCAUUUUAAAGUAAAUGUAUUUUCUAAGAAUUGUAUCAUGGGAGCAUAAAAUUGUUAUACAUUUAUGGGAAACUACUUAUAUAACUGCUUUUUUAAACAUUUUAAUGUAUUAGUGCUGACUUCAUUCGCAAAAAUAAGUGUAGGUGGAAAAGCACGACUGUAGAACUGUAGAGUUUUGUAGCUUUUACAUUACUGUAUCUCGCAAAUAACUCAUUUGAGCAUUUGUAAUGUGUUGCUGUGAAGUUAAAGGUCUAAUAAGUAAGGAAAGUUAAAGUUCCUGAUGCAGAAUGCUCUUUGUUAGUGUUAUGAAUGGGAUGAUGCUUGAAUCUCUUGUAGUAGCUGUAAUUAAUCAUUGAUCACUUCACAAAUGUAUUACCAAAUGAAGAUGUAUUACUUAUUGGACCUUUUUUGUAUUAUUUUUGCUCUGAUUAAUGUUUUAAUGAUUGUAAGUACAGUGUUAGACAUUGUCCGCAGAUGUCCGUCAUAGAUUUUGUCACUUUAUGCAGCCUUUGUGAAAAAGAGCUUCCUGAUACUGUUGCUCAUUGCGUUCAUAACAAAUUAAACCCUGCUACACUACAUUCUCAAAUAUAGCAAGUUUUUAGGUCUUAAAGCCUUAAAACCUUUUAGGAUUUUUGCCAUUAAUCUUUUGGUUAUUAACAGCUCUUGCUCACAAAAGGUUUGUUCCAUCCCUUUACAUGUUGCUAGAUAACUUGAAAUACAGCAGGCUGCCUAAUUUAUUCUGACUAAGCCUUUACCACUGUAAUGGCAUGUUUGGCUUACUAGUGAUUGUGAUACAUUUAUACACGUGACUGUAGAUCCUUUGGUACCAAGUAGUGUGAUUUUGAUUCAUAUUUUUGUAGGUUCAUUGUGCCAGACUACAUUUGUUGUUGCAGUUCAAGUAAAUGGUUGUAACCCUGCACUUAGAUUUCAUUGAGUAUUGAUUAUUGAUGUUUCAGUAAUAUGAAUGAUGUAAUCUGGAUUUGGUCAUCAUACAACAUGAGAAUUUCUAUUGAAUUUAUAAUCACACAUGGCAUUUUCGUUCACGGUUCCAGUAAGCUGGUAUUUUCAUUGUUUGUUUUCCACAAUAAAAGUUCAGUACAUAUAAGCUUACAGAAAGAUGUGAAACACAGGUUGACACUGAUUCUGAAAUUGUGACUUUCGUGUAAUAUGAAGAAAAACUUAUUGUCAAAAAAAGCCGUCCUAA
Colossoma macropomum (tambaqui) is the source of this 5004-nucleotide messenger RNA. It is a transcript of the gene tmem201, whose product is annotated as transmembrane protein 201. The record is from RefSeq and is a predicted model, not a curated record. Gene Ontology annotation, biological process: nuclear migration along microtubule. The transcript has 6 exons. Gene Ontology annotation, molecular function: lamin binding; actin filament binding. Bases 82 to 1278 code for a protein of 398 amino acids. Gene Ontology annotation, cellular component: nuclear inner membrane. NCBI's taxonomy places the organism in Eukaryota, Metazoa, Chordata, Actinopteri, Characiformes, Serrasalmidae.